CGCCUCCUCUGCGCCCUUUCUAACUAACUUCCCAGGCCCGACACCUCGCCGCCGCUCCGCGCCCCUCAACCGCGCCCUGCGAGGAUCGGAUGAACCAACCCAUCGGAUAAAUCCGAACUGACUUCUUUGGUCCCGUUCAUCUGUAUUACAUUGCCGCAGCACUGCAAGAAUCAUGCAGUGCCCCAUGGACGCUGCUGCUAGUGGAACCUCACCAGUGAUGCAAUGCCAUAGCAUUCCUGAUGAGUCGACCUCCCAUUCAUCUCCUUUGCCAACGGUUCUGGAACGUUCGCAGCGCCAUUGCUAUGGAGAUGGAACCCCAGGUGAAUUCCCCCUUGCUGUGAGCCCCUCCAUUGUCCUCCAUGUGCUUUCGGCCUGUGAUCUGGACCCAAAAGAUCUUGCCGCUCUGGAGGCUACAUGUACACUUUUCAGUAAACCUGCAAAUUUUGCACCCUACUUUGCACUGUCGCUUCCAGAGCUAGCAUCAUUUGAUAUGUGCCAGAAAAGGACCAUGUUUAAGCUGAUGACUCAAGAAGAAAAGGAGUGUCUGAAACAACAGUGUGGAGGCUCCUGGAAGCAUGUUCUUAGGUAUAUUUUGGUUAGAGAGAAGAAUGUCUCUCGGGUGAUUGCUGGGCCAGGCCAUAGUAUAGUUGUAACAACAAGUGGAGAUGUAUAUUCGUUUGGGGCCAACUGCUCCGGUCAGCUUGGCCUCGGGGAUUCAGAAGACCGAUUUAAGCCAUGUCUUAUCAGGUCUCUACAAGGAAUCAGAAUCACACAAGCUGCAGUUGGAUCAAGACAGACAAUGCUUGUGAGUGACACAGGAAGGGUCUAUGCAUUUGGCAAGGAUAGUUUCAGGGGUGCGGAAUCCGUUGAGGCUGCUCAUACUAAUCAGAUUACAACUCCUAAGGUAGUGGAGUCACUGAAGGGUGUGUUUGUAGUUCAAGCUGUCAUAGGGGGUUACUUCUCUGCAGUUCUGUCUAGAGAGGGUCGAGUUUACACUUUCUCAUGGGGCAAAAGCGAGAGGCUUGGCCAUAAUUCAGAACCUUCAGAUGUGGAGCCUCGUCUUCUCUCUGAACUUGAGGAUGUCCCUGUUGCAUAUAUCUCUGCAGGAAAUUGCUACCUCCUUAUGUUGGCAUACCAACCAAAUGGAAUGUCUGUGUAUUCUGUAGGUUGUGGUUUAGGGGGCAAGCUUGGGCAUGGAUGCAAAAAUAAUAAGGGCAUGCCCAAGUUGAUCGAACAGUUUCGGUCCUUGAGCUUUAAUCCAGUUUCAAUAGCAGCUGGCACUUGGCAUGCCGCAGCCCUUGGUGCUGACGGGCGUGUGUGCACCUGGGGUUGGGGACACACUGGUUGUUUGGGGCAUGGUGAUGAGGAAUACAAGGCUGUUCCCACAGUGGUAGAAGGAUUACGCAACGUGAAGGCCGUUCACCUCUCAACUGGUGAAUACACUACCUUUGUCGUCGCAGAUAACGGGGAUGUGUACUCGUGUGGAUCCGGCGAGUCCUUGAAUUUAGCUUUUCAGGGGGACGAUGAGGCGGAGGAGGAGGAGGGUCCAGAUUUCUCGACCCCGAGCAUCGUCGAGUCGCUCAAGGCGCUGAACAAGAAGGUCGCGCAGGUCUGCCCCACCAACGCCUCCUACUGGCUGAACUCGGAGAUGGGGCACCCGCACACAUUCGCGGUGAUGGAGUCCGGCGAGCUGUGCGCGUUUGGGGGAGGGACCAGGGGCCAGCUCGGCGUGAAGCUCCUCGAGGGCGUGGAGAAAGUGAGCGUCCCGAUGCAUGUUCCGAUUGAACUCAGCUGAGCCCACUCCGGUUUCAGCCGCAUUUGCUCUUCAUUCAGAGCGGUGGUAAGCUUAGACAUGGUAGGAUGUAAAUAUUAGGGAGGCUUUUGCUUGGUUUAUCUGAACUCCUUUGAAGUAAAAUGAAGGCUUUUGGUGCCGAAUUGAAGUUUAACUAA
This is a messenger RNA of Panicum hallii, 1950 nucleotides long. Its product is annotated as ultraviolet-B receptor UVR8-like. The record is from RefSeq and is a predicted model, not a curated record. Lineage: Eukaryota; Viridiplantae; Streptophyta; Magnoliopsida; Poales; Poaceae. The coding region runs from base 173 to 1795 and encodes 540 amino acids. The transcript has 6 exons.